AUGGAUCUGCCAAAGAAAAAGCGCUUCAGCCCCAAGAGAAGCCGGGAGGGCCCGGUGUGCUCCCUGGGCACGUGUGCUGCCCCAGAAGAGAGUUCUGGGAAGACUCACACAGGCUUCGACGCCAACCUGGGGAAGAUUCUCCUGGGGUCAGACAAUGUGCCCAGGAGGCCUUCCUCAGAGCUUGACCUUGAAGCCCCCUUUAUACCCACGCCCCUGGUCCCACCCUUGGUCUUAGACAAGGAGCAGCCUGGGAAGUCGCCCCUGACCGGGGUUAAGAAGCAGUACCCACUGAUGAAGCAGCAUGGCUUCUACUCGGACAUCCUCAGCCCUGGGACCCUGGAUCAACUAGGGAAUGUUUCCUGCGGCCCCUCCGUCCACCAGAGCCUCCUGUACCAGGCGGACCUUGACAAGUACACCCCGAAAGUGCUCACCUUCAAGGUCCCGGAAGACUUCCAGCAGCAGGUGGAGCAGCAGCGCAUCGGGGCCACCACCCAGCGGCUCUCACAGACCGACUUCCCGCUCCAGGCCUACGAGCCCAAGGUGCAGGUGCCCUUCCAGGUGCUGCCCGGCCAGUGUCCCCGCAAGAUCGAGAUUGAGAGGAGGAAGCGGCAGUACAUGCGCCUUGACAUCGAGAAGCUGCUGGCGGAGGAAGGCGUGGACUCCAACAAGCUCAUGCCCAGGCACCCCGACCCCGAGGACCCCCAGACUAUCGAGCAGGGCCACGACCCGCUUUUUCCCGUCUACCUCCCGCUGAAGAUCUUCGACAAUGAGGACUUCGACUGCCGCACCCCACAGGAGUGGAUUAGCAUGGGCCUGGAGCCGGGGUCUCAGGACAGGAAGCCUGUCCCUGGAAAAGCCCUCCUGCCUACCGACGAUCUCCUGGGGCACGAGGACCCCAAGAGUCGGACGCUGGAGUACCGCUGGUGCGAGGUUGGCGUCCUGGACUACGACGAGGAGACCAAGCUGUACCUGGUGCACAAAACGGACCAGAACGGCUUAGUGCGCGAUGAGAAGGGGCGGCCCAUCCGGAACGCGGGCAUCACCAGCGAAGGGAGGCCUCCUCUCCUGGCCCGCCAGUACUGGAUACCGAGGGUCCAGCUGCUCUUCUGCGCCGAGGACCCCCGCGUGUUCACGCGGCGCGUGGUCGAGGCCAACGCUCUGCGCAAGAACACGGAGGCGCUGCUGCUGUACAACCUGUACGUGGACUGCAUGCCCGCGGACGGCGAGCGGCCGCUCGGCGAGCCCAGCCUGCAGCGGAUCCAGCAGUGGGCGCUGAGCACGCCGCGCAUGCGCAGAGGGCCCCUGGUUGUGGAGCACCUCAACAGCCUCUCCCGGGAAGUCAACCUGGACUACAGGCGCAGCAUGAACAAGAUCACUUUCGACACGAUCGUCUCCUCCAAACCCGACACCUUCUCCUACGUGACUCUGCCCAAGAAGGAGGAGGAGAAGGUGCCCAAGAAAGGGCGGGUGUCUGUCCCCAAGUACCCGUUCCGGGAGCAGCAGGAGGACUUCACCUUCGUGUCUCUACUCACACGGCCGGAGGUCAUCACGGCCCUCAGCAAGGUGCGGGCCGAGUGCAACAAGCUGACCACCAUGUCCCUGUUCCACUCGGCCCUCUCCAAGUACAGCCGCCUGGAGGAGUUUGAGCAGAUCCAGUCGCAGGCCUUCUCCCAGGUGCAGAUGUAUCUCAAGGACACGUGGAUCAGCACGCUGAAGGUGGCCAUGCGCAGCAGCCUGCGGGACAUGAGCAAGGGCUGGUACAACCUGUACGAGACCCGCUGGGAGGUGUACCUCAUGUCGAAGCUGCGCAAGCUGAUGGAGCUCAUCAAGUACAUGCUGCAGGACUCGCUGCGCUUCCUGGUGCAGGACUCGCUGGCCAGCUUCACGCAGUUCAUCAGUGACGCCUGCUGCAGCGUGCUCGACUGCAGCGAAGACAUGGUCUGGGGCGACGACCUCAUCAACAGCCCCUACAGGCCCCGUAGACACCCGCUAUUCAUCAUGGACCUGGUGCUGGACAGCUCGGGGGUGCACUACAGCACGCCGCUGGAGCAGUUCGAGACAGCGCUGCUCAGCCUCUUCGACAAGGGCAUCCUGGCCACCCAUGCCGUGCCCCAGUUAGAGAAGAUGGUGAUGGAGGACAUCUUCAUCAGCGGCAACCCCCUGCUGGAGUCGGUGGGGCUGCACGAGCCCCUGGUGGAGGAGUUCCGGGCUGCUAUCGCCAACGCAAUACGCAAGGCGAUCAUCCCCCUGCAGGCCUAUGCCAGGGAGUAUAACAAGUACCUGGAGCUGCACAACAAGGACAUCGCCACCUUCCUCAGAGACUAUCAGAAGCAGUGCCCAACGGCAGAGGAGGUACGGCAGGUGGUCCUCACGCACCUGCAGGAGAAAGAUGUCCUGGACACCUCGCUGCCCAGCAACCUGGUCAUCGGGCCCUUCUUCAUCAACGUGGAGAACGUCAAGCAGAGUCUGUCCAAGAAGAGGAAGGCCUUGGCCACGUCCAUGCUCGACAUCCUGGCCAAGAACCUGCACACGGAGGUGGACGCUAUCUGUGAGGAGUUCCGCAGCAUCAGCCGCAAGAUGUACGGGAAGCCCAACAGCAUCGAGGAGCUGGCGGAGCUUCGCGAGUGGAUGAAGGGCAUCCCCGAGCAGCUCGUCGGGCUGCAGGAGCGGAUUGUGAAGGUCAUGGAUGACUACCAGGUCACGGAUGAGUUCUUCUACAGCCUCAGCAUGGAGGACUUCAACGACAAGCUUGGGAGCCCUGUGUUUGUGGUUGGGCCUUCGGGGGUCCUGGGGAGUAGUGUGACCCUCCAGUCUGGUGGGCAGUCUCCAGGAAGGGGCAUCCCCCCCUACCCAGCGCAAGAGCCCCGAGUGAGAAAGGGCUCCGAGGUAUCAGUCUGCCAAGCCUUCCUGGAGACCACAGAGACCCGGCCAGCCUCCUGCCAGGAGGUGGCCUUGGACAUCCGUGCGCGCGUCGAGGAGUUCAAGCCCUACAUCCCGCUGAUCCAGGGCCUGCGCAACCCGGGCAUGCGCAACCGCCACUGGGAGGAGCUGUCCCAGGAGAUCAACAUCAACGUCAGGCCCAAGGCCAACCUGACGUUCGCCCGCUGCCUGGAGAUGAACCUGCAGGAGCACAUCGAUAGCAUCAGCAAGGUGGCCGAGGUGGCCGGCAAGGAAUACGCCAUCGAGCAGGCCCUGGACAAGAUGGAGAAGGAGUGGUCAUCCAUCCUGUUCAACGUGCUACCCUACAAGGAGACGGAAACCUACAUCCUCAAGAGCCCGGAUGAGGCCUCGCAGCUGCUGGACGACCACAUCGUCAUGACCCAGAGCAUGUCCUUCUCCCCCUACAAGAAGCCCUUCGAGCAGCGCAUCAACUCCUGGGAGACCAAGCUGAAGCUGACCCAGGAGGUGCUGGAGGAGUGGCUGAACUGCCAGCGCUCCUGGCUCUACCUGGAGCCCAUCUUCAGCUCCGAGGACAUCAACCGGCAGCUGCCGGUGGAGAGCAAGCGCUACCAGACUAUGGAGCGGCUCUGGAGGAAGAUCAUGAAGAACGCCUACGAGAACCGGGAGGUGAUCACCGUGUGCGCCGACCAGAGGCUGCUGGACAGCCUGCGGGACUGCAACAAGCUGCUGGACAUGGUGCAGAAGGGCCUCAGCGAGUACCUGGAGACCAAGCGCAGCGCCUUCCCCAGAUUCUACUUCCUGUCGGACGACGAGCUCCUGGAAAUCCUCUCGCAGACAAAGGACCCCACGGCCGUGCAGCCCCACCUGCGCAAGUGCUUCGAGAACAUCGCCCGGCUGCUGUUCCAGGAGGACUUGGAGAUCACACACAUGUACUCAGCCGAGGGCGAGGAGGUGAAGCUGUCCUCCUCCAUCUACCCCUCCAACAAUGUGGAGGACUGGCUGCGGGAGGUGGAGGCCAGCAUGAAGGGCAGCAUUCGGGACUUCAUCAGGUGGGCCAUCCAGGCCUACCCCACGAUGCCCAGGACCCAAUGGGUUCUCAAGUGGCCCGGCCAGGUGACCAUUGCUGGGUGCCAGACCUACUGGACCAUGGAGGUGGCGGAGGCCCUGGAGGCUGGGGACCUCAGCAGCCGGCUCUUCCCCAAGCUUGCCCAGCAGCUCAGUGACCUGGUGGCCCUGGUUCGGGGGAAGCUGUCCCGCAUGCAGCGCACUGUGCUGUCAGCCCUGAUCGUCAUCGAGGUCCACGCCAAGGACGUGGUGGGCAGGCUGGUGGCGGAGGACGUGGUCAGCGUGAACGCCUUCGAGUGGAUCUCGCAGCUGAGGUACUACUGGACCAAUGAAGACCUGUACAUCCGCGCCGUCAACGCCGAGUUCAUCUACGGCUACGAGUACCUGGGCAACAGCGGGCGGCUGGUCAUCACGCCCCUCACCGACAGAUGCUACCUGACCCUGACUGGGGCCCUGCACCUCAAGUUUGGGGGUGCCCCUGCAGGUCCAGCUGGCACAGGGAAGACAGAGACCACCAAGGAUCUGGGCAAGGCCCUGGCCAUCCAGACGGUUGUGUUCAACUGCUCGGACCAGCUGGAUUUCAUGGCCAUGGGCAAGUUCUUUAAGGGCCUGGCCAGCGCCGGAGCCUGGGCCUGCUUCGAUGAGUUCAAUCGCAUCGACAUCGAGGUGCUCUCCGUGGUGGCCCAACAGAUCACCACCAUCCAGAAGGCUCAGCAACAGCGGGUGGAGCGCUUCAUGUUUGAGGGCGUCGAGAUCCCCCUGGUGCCGUCCUGUGCUGUGUUCAUCACCAUGAACCCUGGCUACGCCGGCCGUACUGAGCUCCCCGACAACCUGAAGGCGCUCUUCCGCCCAGUGGCCAUGAUGGUGCCGGACUAUGCCAUGAUCGCAGAGAUCUCCCUCUACUCCUUCGGCUUCAACGAGGCCAACGUGCUGGCCAAGAAGAUCACCACCACCUUCAAACUGUCCUCGGAGCAGCUCAGCUCCCAGGAUCACUACGACUUCGGGAUGAGAGCCGUGAAGACCGUGAUCUCGGCUGCUGGGAACCUCAAGCGGGAAAACCCCAACAUGAAUGAGGAGCUGAUCUGCCUCAGGGCCAUCCGCGACGUGAACGUGCCCAAGUUCCUGCAGGAGGACCUGAAGCUGUUUGCGGGCAUCGUGUCCGACCUGUUCCCCACCAUCAAGGAGGGGGGCACGGAUUACGGCAUCCUGGACACGGCCAUCCACACGGCCUGCGACAAGGAGAACCUGAAGGACGCGGAGGGCUUCCUGACCAAGUGUAUCCAACUGUAUGAGACCACAGUGGUGCGGCACGGCCUCAUGCUCGUGGGACCCACAGGCUCCGGGAAGAGUAUGUGUUACAAAGUCCUGGCGGCCGCGCUGACCUCACUCAAGGGGCAGCCGUCCAUCAGCGGUGGCGUGUACGAGGCUGUCAACUACUACGUGCUCAACCCCAAGUCCAUCACCAUGGGCCAGCUCUACGGGGAGUUUGACCUGCUCACCCACGAGUGGACAGACGGGAUCUUCCCCUCGCUCAUCCGCACGGGGGCCGUGGCAGCCGACACCAACAAGAAGUGGUACAUGUUCGAUGGGCCGGUGGACGCCGUCUGGAUCGAGAACAUGAACACGGUGCUGGACGACAACAAGAAGCUGUGCCUCAGCUCUGGGGAGAUCAUCAAACUCACCGAGGCGAUGACCAUGAUGUUCGAGGUGCAGGACCUGGCAGUGGCCUCGCCGGCCACAGUGUCCCGCUGCGGCAUGGUGUACCUGGAGCCCAGUAUCCUGGGGCUCCUGCCCUUUGUCCAGUGCUGGCUGAAGAAGCUGCCCGCCUGCGUGAGCCACCAUGAGGAGCAGUUCCAAGUCCUCUUUGCCAAAUUCCUGGAGGACUCCAUCACCUUCGUCCGGGCCUCGGUGAAGGAGGUGAUCGCCUCUACCAACAGCAACCUGACCAUGAGCCUCCUCAAGCUGCUCGACUGCUUCUUCAGGCCCUUCCUCCCCAGAGAGGGCCUCAGAAAGGUGUCCCCCGAGAAGCUGAACCGCAUCCCCGAGCUGAUCGAGCCCUGGUUCAUCUUCGCCCUGGUCUGGAGCGUGGGUGCCACGGGGGACAGCGCGGGCCGCGCCAUGUUCAGCCACUGGCUCAGGAACAAGAUGGAGGCUGAAGACCUUGCUCUGCCCUUCCCGGAGGAGGGGCUGGUGUUCGACUACAGGCUGGAGGACGGGGGCAUCAGCAACACUGGCGAAGAUGACGACGAGGAAGAUGAGGCCAGCAAGCAGGUGGCCUGGGUGAAGUGGAUGGACGCGUCAGCCCCGUUCACCAUGGUGCCCGACACCAACUACUGCGACAUCAUCGUGCCCACCAUGGACACCGUACAGAUGUCCCACCUGCUGGGCAUGCUGCUGUCCAACAACAAGCCGGUGCUGUGCAUCGGGCCGACAGGCACCGGGAAGACCCUCACUGUCACCGACAAGCUCCUCAAGAACCUGCCGCUGGAGUACAUCAGCCACUUCAUCUCCUUCUCGGCCCGCACCUCGGCCAACCAGACGCAGGACCUCAUCGACAGCAAGCUGGACAAGAGGCGGAAGGGUGUGUUUGGCCCCCCUCUGGGGCGCACCUUCAUCUUCUUCAUCGACGACCUGAACAUGCCGGCCCUGGAAACAUACGGCGCCCAGCCACCCAUCGAGCUGCUGCGGCAGUGGAUGGACCACGGGGGCUGGUAUGACCGCAAAGCCAUCGGGGCCUUCAAGAACCUGGUGGACAUCAACUUUGUGUGCGCCAUGGGCCCCCCGGGUGGGGGCAGGAACGCCAUCACCCCGAGGCUGACGCGGCACUUCAACUACCUGUCCUUCACCGAGAUGGACGAGGCCAGCAAGAAGCGCAUCUUCUCCACCAUCCUGGGGCGCUGGAUGGAUGGACAGCUCGGGGAGAAGAGUCACCGGGAGCCAGUGCCCGGGGCCCCCCACCUCACCCACAUCACAGAGUCCCUGGUGGAAGCCACCAUCACAGUGUACAGCACCGUCACCUCCCAGCUGCUGCCCACGCCGGCCAAGUCCCACUACACCUUCAACCUGCGGGACCUCUCCAAGGUCUUCCAGGGCAUGCUCAUGGCCGAGGUGGCCAAGGUGGAGGACCUGGUGCAGCUGCUGCGCCUCUGGCACCACGAGAGCUGCCGCGUGUUCCGGGACCGGCUGGUGAAUGAGGAGGACCGCGGCUGGUUCGACGGGCUCCUGCAGGGCCGCCUGGAGCAGUGGGACGUGUCCUUCGCGGCCGUCUGCCCCUUCCAGCCCAUCCUUUACGGGGACUUCAUGUCUCCGGGCUCUGACGUCAAGUCCUACGAGCUCAUCACCAAUGAGAAGAAGAUGAUGCAGGUCCUGGAGGAGUACAUGGAAGACUACAACCAGAUCAACACGGCCAAGCUGAAGCUGGUGCUCUUCCUGGAUGCCAUGAGCCACAUCUGCCGCAUCAGCCGCACCCUUCGCCAGGCGCUGGGCAACGCGCUCCUGCUGGGCGUGGGAGGCAGCGGCCGCAGCUCCCUCACGCGCCUGGCGUCACACAUGGCGGAGUACGAGUGCUUCCAGAUCGAGCUGUCCAAGAACUACGGCAUGGUGGAGUGGCGUGAGGACGUGAAGAGGGCCCUGCUCAAGGCCGGCUUGCAGCACCUGCCGCUCACCUUCCUGUUCGCCGACACCCAGAUCAAGAACGAGUCCUUCCUGGAGGACAUCAACAACAUCCUGAACUCGGGGGACAUCCCCAACCUGUACUCCCCAGACGAGCAGGACCAGAUUGUCAACACCAUGCGGCCCCUUGUCCAGGAGCAGGGCCUGCAGCCCACCAAGGCCAACCUCAUGGCUGCCUACACACGGCGAGUGCGCAGCAACACCCACAUGGUGCUCUGCAUGAGCCCCAUCGGAGAGGUCUUUCGAGCCCGCCUCAGGCAGUUCCCCUCCCUGGUCAACUGCUGCACCAUCGACUGGUUUAACGAGUGGCCAGCAGAGGCGCUGGAGUCUGUGGCCAACAUGUUCCUGAAUGAGAUCCCCGAGCUGGAAGCCACUGCUGAAGUGAUUGAUGGCCUGAUCCAGGUGUGUGUGUGCAUCCACCAGUCGGUGGCCAGCAAGUGUGCUGAGUUCCUGGCCGAGCUGGCCCGCCACAACUACGUGACCCCCAAGAGCUACCUGGAGCUGCUCAACAUUUUCUCCAUCCUCAUCGGGCAGCGGAAGAAGGAGCUGAAAACUGCCAAGACCCGCAUGAACAGCGGCCUCGACAAGCUGCUGCGUACCGCGGAGGAUGUGUCCAGGAUGCAGGAGGACCUGGAGAUCAUGCGGCCCAUGCUGGAGGAGGCCGCCAAGGACACCAUGCUCACCAUGGAGCAGAUCAAGGUAGACACGACCAUUGCCGAAGAGACCCGGAACUCCGUGCAGGCAGAGGAAGCCAAGGCCAACGAGAAGGCCAGGAAGGCCCAGGCCAUCGCGGAUGACGCUCAGAAGGACCUGGACGAGGCCCUGCCGGCCCUGGACGCGGCCCUGGCCAGCCUGCGCAACCUAAACAAGAAUGACGUGACUGAGGUGCGGGCCAUGCAGCGACCCCCGCCGGGCGUGAAGCUGGUCAUCGAGGCUGUGUGUAUCAUGAAGGGCAUCAAGCCCAAGAAGGUGCCCGGGGAAAAGCCAGGUUCCAAGGUGGACGACUACUGGGAGCCAGGCAAGGGGCUGCUGCAGGACCCCGGCCGAUUCCUCGAAGGCCUCUUCAAGUUCGACAAGGACAACAUCGGGGAUGCAGUGAUCAGAGCCAUCCAGCCGUACAUCGACAACGAGGAGUUCCAGCCGGCCGCCAUCGCCAAGGUGUCCAAGGCCUGCACCUCCAUCUGCCAGUGGGUGCGCGCCAUGCACAAGUACCACUUCGUGGCCAAGGCCGUGGAGCCCAAGCGGCAAGCCCUGCGGGAGGCGCAGGACGACCUGGAGGUGACGCAGCGCGUCCUGGAGGAGGCCAAGCAGCGCCUCCUGGAGGUGGAGGACGGCAUCGCCACCAUGCAGGCCAAGUACCGCGAGUGCGUGGCCAAGAAGGAGGAGCUGGAGCUCAAGUGCGAGCAGUGUGAGCAGCGCCUGGGACGCGCCGACAAGCUCAUCAACGGGCUUUCGGACGAGAAGGUGCGCUGGCAGGAGACGGUGGAGAGACUGGGGUACACGCUGGACAACAUCUCGGGGGACGUGCUGGUGGCCGCCGGCUUCGUGGCCUACCUGGGCGCCUUCACGGGACAGUACCGCUCGGCGCUCUACGACCAUUGGAUCAGGCAGCUCAAGCUGCACCAGGUCCCCCACACCACGGAGCCCACGCUCAUCGGGACGCUGGGGAACCCCGUGAAGAUCCGCUCCUGGCAGAUCGCAGGCCUGCCCAACGACACGCUGUCGGUGGAGAAUGGGGUCAUCGCCCAGUUCUCCCAGCGCUGGGCCCACUUCAUCGACCCCCAGGGCCAAGCCAACAAGUGGAUCCGGAAUAUGGAGAAGGACAACGGGCUGGACGUGUUCAAGCUGAGUGACCGGGACUUCCUGCGCAGCCUGGAGAAUGCCAUCCGCUUUGGCAAGCCCUGCCUCCUGGAGAAUGUGGGCGAGGAGCUGGACCCCGCCCUGGAGCCCGUGCUGCUCAAGCAGACGUACAAGCAGCAAGGGAACACAGUGCUGAAGCUGGGGGACACAGUGAUCCCCUACCAUGAGGACUUCAAGAUGUACAUCACCACCAAGCUACCCAACCCCCACUACACGCCUGAACUCGCCACCAAGCUCACCCUCAUCAACUUCACCCUGUCGCCCAGCGGCCUCGAGGACCAGCUCCUGGGCCAGGUGGUGGCAGAGGAGCGGCCCGACCUGGAGGAGGCCAAGAACCAGCUGAUCGUCAGCAACGCCAAGAUGCGCCAGGAGCUGAAGGACAUCGAGGACCAGAUCCUGUUCCGGCUGAGCUCCUCCGAGGGCAACCCCGUGGACGAUGUGGAGCUAAUCAAGGUGUUGGAGGCCUCCAAGAUGAAGGCCGCGGAGAUCCAGGCCAAGGUGCGGAUCGCAGAGCAGACGGAGAAGGACAUCGACCUCACGCGCAUGGAGUACGUCCCUGUGGCGGUGCGCACACAGCUGCUCUUCUUCUGCGUGUCCGACCUGGCCAACGUGGACCCCAUGUACCAGUACUCCCUCGAGUGGUUCCUCAGCAUCUUCCUCUCGGGCAUCGCCAACUCCGAGCGUGCAGACACCCUGAAGAAGCGCAUCGCCAACAUCAACCGCUACCUGACCUACAGCCUCUACAGCAACGUCUGCCGCAGCCUCUUUGAGAAGCACAAGCUGAUGUUCGCCUUCCUACUGUGCGUCCGCAUCAUGAUGAACGAGGGCAAGAUCGACCAGGGUGAGUGGCGCCACCUCCUGUCCGGCGGCCCCAUCCAGACCGUGUUGGAGAACCCUGCCAUGGACUGGCUGUCCGAGCGGGCCUGGCGGGACAUCCUGGCACUCUCGAACCUGCCCACCUUCUCCCUCUUCGCCACCGACUUCGUGAAGCACCUGUCCCAUUUCCGGGCCAUCUUUGACAGCCCCGAGCCCCACCGGGAGCCCUUGCCCGGCAUCUGGGACCGGUACCUGGACCAGUUCCAGAAGCUGCUGGUGCUCCGCUGCCUCCGUGGGGACAAGGUCACCGAUGCUAUGCAGGACUUUGUGGCCAGCCACCUAGAGCCCCGCUUCAUCGAGCCGCAGACGGCCAACCUGUCGGUGGUGUUCAAGGACUCCAGCGCCACCACGCCCCUCAUCUUCGUGCUGUCGCCUGGCACCGACCCGGCCGCCGACCUCUACAAGUUUGCUGAGGAGAUGAAGUUCGCCAAGAAGCUCUCUGCCAUCUCCCUGGGCCAGGGGCAGGGCCCUCGUGCAGAAGCCAUGAUGCGCAGCUCCAUCGAGCGGGGCAAGUGGGUCUUCUUCCAGAACUGCCACCUGGCCCCCAGCUGGAUGCCAGCCCUGGAACGGCUCAUCGAGAACACCAACCCCGACAAGGUGCACCGGGACUUCCGCCUGUGGCUCACCAGCCUGCCCAGCAACAAGUUCCCAGUGUCCAUCCUGCAGAACGGCUCCAAGAUGACCAUCGAGCCGCCCCGCGGCGUCAAGGCCAACCUGCUGAAGUCCUACAACAGCCUCAGCGACGACUUCCUCAACUCCUGCCAGAAGACGGCCGAGUUCAAGUCGCUGCUGCUGUCGCUGUGCCUGUUCCACGGGAACGCGCUGGAGCGCCGCAAGUUCGGGCCCCUGGGCUUCAACAUCCCCUACGAGUUCACGGACGGGGACCUGCGCAUCUGCAUCAGCGGGCAGGCGGGCCCUCAGUUUGGGUGUUCUGGCGCCCCCGGCCCCCAGGGCUACCUCGCCUACAUCAAGAGCCUCCCGCUCAACGACAUCCCCGAGAUCUUCGGCCUGCACGACAACGCCAACAUCACCUUCGCCCAGAACGAGACCGCUGCCCUGCUGGCCGCCAUCAUCCAGCUGCAGCCCAAAUCCUCCUCUGCGGGGGGCCAGGGCCGGGAGGAGGUGGUGGAAGACCUGGCCCAGAGCAUCCUGCUCAAGGUGCCCGAGCCCACCAACCUGCAGUGGGUGAUGACCAAGUACCCAGUGCUGUAUGAGGAGUCCAUGAACACCGUGCUGGUGCAGGAGGUCAUCAGGUAUAACCGGCUGCUGCAGGUGAUCACACAGUCUCUGCGGGACCUGCUCAAGGCGCUCAAGGGGCUGGUGGUGAUGUCCUCGCAGCUGGAACUGAUGGCGGCCAGCCUGUACAACAACGCCGUGCCCGAGCUCUGGAUGGCCAAGGCCUACCCGUCACUGAAGCCGCUGGCCUCCUGGGUCAUGGACCUGCUGCAGCGCCUGGACUUCGUGCAGACCUGGAUCCAGGAAGGCAUCCCGGCCGUCUUCUGGAUCAGUGGCUUCUUCUUCCCCCAGGCCUUCCUGACGGGCACCCUGCAGAACUUCGCGCGCAAGUCCAUCAUCUCCAUCGACACCAUCUCCUUCGACUUCAAGGUGCUGGGCCAGCAGCUGUCGGCCAUCACGGAGAGACCCAUAGAGGGCUGCUACAUCCACGGGUUGUUCUUGGAAGGGGCCCGCUGGGACUCCGCCAUCUUCGAGUUGGCCGAGUCCCGGCCCAAGGAGCUCUACACAGAGAUGGCCGUCAUCUGGCUCCUGCCAAUGCCCAACCGCAAGGCCCAGGACCACAACUUCUACCUGUGCCCAAUCUACAAGACACUGACCCGUGCUGGGACACUGUCGACCACAGGCCACUCCACCAACUAUGUCAUUGCUGUGGAGCUCCCCACCCAGCUGCCCCCGCGACACUGGAUCCAGCGUGGCGUGGCCCUCCUCUGUGCCCUGGACUACUAGCGUCCUCAUUAAAGCACUUCAGCUCAUCCUG
Molecule: messenger RNA, 12367 nt
Organism: Echinops telfairi (small Madagascar hedgehog)
Lineage: Eukaryota; Metazoa; Chordata; Mammalia; Afrosoricida; Tenrecidae
Gene: DNAH1
Product: dynein axonemal heavy chain 1
Exons: 74
Coding region: 1-12336 (4111 amino acids)
Biological process (GO): microtubule-based movement
Cellular component (GO): dynein complex
Molecular function (GO): dynein light intermediate chain binding; ATP binding; dynein intermediate chain binding
Source: RefSeq, a predicted model, not a curated record